Cercospora beticola is the source of this 1534-nucleotide messenger RNA. RefSeq lists its product as uncharacterized. The record is from RefSeq and is a predicted model, not a curated record. NCBI's taxonomy places the organism in Eukaryota, Fungi, Ascomycota, Dothideomycetes, Mycosphaerellales, Mycosphaerellaceae.
GCGAUAUCUUGAGCGCGUCUCGCUGUCUUUCAGGACACGAGCUGCGCGUGCCCGGCUCACACGAAAUUUAUCAGCAUGUCGGAUGGAAAGGGAGCUUCAGCCGCUAUGGCAACGAACACGAGAACAAAGACUACAGCUUCCACGGGAAAGAAGAAACAGAAGCAGAUCGACUUCAUUGUUACAACCAGUGAUCCCAACAGUGCAAGCAACCUAGCCAACAAGAAACGCGUACGAUCCGUUGCCGCCCUCAAAUCAUGGCCGGAGCGACGAAAGAAAAUAUUUGAGCAGCUCGAGAAUGCUGGUGGAGGACGAGGAGCUUUCGUGCUAGAUGACCAAGGAGUUGCGAGAAGGAAGUCGAAAACGCCACCUCAGCAUGAUGCUCAAUCGUCCGCAGCGCAGCAAGUCUCGCCGCCAUCUACCGGGUCAGUGGCGAAGAGGCCAAAGUUCUUUGGUCCACCUUUGCCUGAUUCUGCUGCUGCCGCGAAUGCUACGUACGCUUUCAACCCGGAUGCUCCUACUUUUGUGCCGAUCGCGACAUCGACUGCCGGAGAUAUCUCGACUCAGCUUGAUACUGCCUUGGAGAGCAAUGCUGGGAGCAAACCUGGCCAGUCCCUGCAGACCACUUACCAAAACUACUUCACCUCCCUCCUGCCACUACCCGCGCGAGGCUUUGGAACGGUCACUACUUUUGCCGCCGUCCCUACAACUGUCGCCGAUGUAUCGACCAGACGGAAGCGCAUGGCAGAUGGGUCAGAGAAGCCCACGGAGACCGUUAGCGAUAUGACUUUGAUCACACCUCCAGCUUCGCCCCAGGCGGACCCCAGUGCAGGAGUGAUAGAUCCCUUCUACAACUGCCCUGUGACCUACAAGCCUUUGUUCAACCAGAUCUUGCACCAUAUGAUUCAUGUUUAUGCGCCGAGAGGCUGGCCGGCAUUGAAAAUCACGGCCCCACAAGGAAAAAAUUGGGAAUGGUUCAUGACGCAAAAGUCGCUUGAGGAACCGGCGCUGUUUUACGUACGACUGUUGUUCGGCUCUGGAGACAUGAUCCGGCUUGGGCUCUUGAGCGCUGAGAUCAGAUACUGGCUGCGAUCCGAGGCUAUCAAAGCCAUCAAUGAGGCACUAGGAGAUCCUGUCAAGUGCUGUUCAGACGCACUUAUUCUUGCAGUGGGCCGCAUUGCUUUGCACGAGCUCAUGUAUGGAGACAGAGGCGGGUCAAGUUCUGUCCAUCGACGUGCUCAGAGACGCAUGAUCGAUAUGCGAGGUGGUAUGGCGAAGCUUCCAUUCCCGGAGCUGGUCAAACGACUCAUGAGAUGGUCUGAUCGGCUCAUGGCUGUGGGAACUGGUACGCCACGUUUACUUGAGGAUGAUGGACCCAAUACGAAUUUCACUUUGAAGGAGAGUGUCGGAGCCAUUGAAGGCUGGGCGCCUCAUGAGAUACCUGGCGUUCGAAGUAAGAUCAAGAUCAGUGAUUUGGUGAAUGAUGACGAUGAGACUUGAUUGUGGAAACCGGAAUGCAUUCGGGAUUUGAAAAUGA